UAUAAUUAAACUCGAAGAUGUCGUGUAUGAGCAAGUUUCGAGUAAUAAAAAUGAUCUAUAGAUAAGAAUUUUUUUACUAAUAAUUUAUGAAAAUUUAAUAUAUUGUACUAAUUAAAAUUAUUUUUAUCAAGAUGACAAACCAUUAAUUAUAUUCAUAUUCUAGAAAUAUAAUUCAAAAUAGAAGGAUACGACUUGUGGUAAAACAAGAUUUGUGGAGCAGGUUUCGUUUUUGCAGAUCCCAAUACCUAUUAACUGCAGUGCGCCAGCUCUAAGAAAACACAGGGAAAAUUGUCCUUCCUGUUUUGAGUCUCAGCUCCAACCCUCAUCAAUUUCUCCAAAAUCUGUGCAUAGGAGGUAUGGUUGGAAAAAAGAUGCAGAUUUAUGGCUAAGCAGUUCUCUAAUUGGAGAAAUGGAUGACAUUGGCCUACGCUAGUGGUUGGAGUGAGUCUUGCCCGUCCAACCUGUUAUUCCUUCAUGAUGUGGAGCUUUGCUUCUAAUGCUAUUGGGAGCACUGGCAUGAAGAAGAAUUCUGGACAGCCAAGUCGAGCUUCUUCUGACUUCUCAGAUGAGGAGAUCUCUUCGGAUAUUAGCAGGGAGGAAGGACUGGAAUGCCCAGUAUGCUGGGAAUCAUUUAACAUUGUUGAGAACGUGCCUUAUGUGUUAUGGUGUGGCCACACCCUCUGCCAGAAUUGCAUAUUAGGGCUUCAGUGUGCUGUCCUGAGAUUCCUAACUCAAGAAAUUAAGAUUCCAUUCAUCAUUUUAUGCCCAUGGUGCCACUUGAUGUCAUUUCGGCUAGUCUACAAGAGAAGUCUCAAGUUCCCCUGCAAGAAUUACUUCCUUCUUUGGAUGAUUGAGAGUUUGAAUGGUGACAGGGUUAGAUCUGGUUGCUCCUUUGGUGGUUACAAUCAUCGACUGGUUUGCUUCCCUAUAUGCAGUCUAUCUCUCACAAAUCAUUCUGGUACUGGCAUCAACAGCCAGGUUUCACAUAGUGAAUUGCCUGGCCAGCUGGGAUCGGAUAGAGAUAAUAUUAGCAGUAGCAAUGUAGAGGGACACCAUUUUUCACUUUAUAAGUCUUUUGAUUUCUUCAUUUAUUUCACAUCCAAGUUCCCCGUGGCGAUCAUACUUCUUCUGAUGUUGUUUUUUGCAAUACCCGGCAGUAUCUUCAUCCUAGUGCUCUACUUGCUAGUUACUGUUCUUUUGGCAAUCCCAUCUAUCCUGGUAUUGUACUUUGCAUUUCCUACUUUGGAUAAGCUGGUGAGAGAAAUAACAUCAUGAGGUUCUGCUUAUCACUUCGGUUCCUUGUUGAAACUAGUAAAUAAUUCAAGAAAUAUUUUUUU
Molecule: messenger RNA, 1337 nt
Organism: Carica papaya (papaya)
Lineage: Eukaryota; Viridiplantae; Streptophyta; Magnoliopsida; Brassicales; Caricaceae
Product: RING/U-box superfamily protein
Source: RefSeq, a predicted model, not a curated record